Messenger RNA from Sipha flava (yellow sugarcane aphid), 642 nucleotides. It is a transcript of the gene RpL35A, whose product is annotated as 60S ribosomal protein L35a. Gene Ontology annotation, biological process: cytoplasmic translation; ribosomal large subunit biogenesis. The record is from RefSeq and is a predicted model, not a curated record. The transcript has 4 exons. Gene Ontology annotation, cellular component: ribosome; cytosolic large ribosomal subunit. Bases 104 to 565 code for a protein of 153 amino acids. NCBI's taxonomy places the organism in Eukaryota, Metazoa, Arthropoda, Insecta, Hemiptera, Aphididae. Gene Ontology annotation, molecular function: structural constituent of ribosome.
UUACGUUUGUUUAUCAUACAAUAAAUAUUAUCCUCUUUCCUCUGGUGAGUGUUCGAGGGACGUUUUCAUUUUCGAAUUUAACGUUUCCACGCGUAUCCUUAAGAUGCCGGAGGCGUCCGCUAAAAAAUCCAGCAAAUCGGCCGCAAAGGUCAAAACCACUGAGAAAGUCGUAGAGUCGGCCGACAAGGUGAAGAAGGUAGUCAAACAAAAGAGACGCCAGAAGAGGCCUUAUGGACGUUUGUAUGCCAGAGCCGUGUUCACAGGUUUCCGCAGAGGACUCCGUAACCAACAUGAAAAUACUGCUCUGCUCAAAGUAGACGGAUGUGAUUCCAAGUCUGACUCGUGGUUCUAUGUUGGAAAACGUGUCGCUUAUGUAUACAGGGCUAAAAGAUUAGUUUCUGUACCUGGACGCCCAAAGAAGAAGUCCAAGGUCCGUGCUAUUUGGGGCAAGGUAACCCGUCCUCAUGGUGCCACUGGAUCAGUACGAGCUAAAUUUAAGACCAACCUUCCUGCUAAAGCUAUGGGUCACCGCGUCAGGAUUAUGUUGUAUCCUUCUCGUAUAUAAGCUCUUGUAACACAAUUGACAAUUUUAAGUUUAAAAAAAAAAUAAAACAAAAAAAAUUGUAUAAUUUUGUAUACGUA